Molecule: messenger RNA, 2991 nt
Organism: Didymella exigua CBS 183.55
Lineage: Eukaryota; Fungi; Ascomycota; Dothideomycetes; Pleosporales; Didymellaceae
Exons: 2
Coding region: 101-2827 (908 amino acids)
Source: RefSeq, a predicted model, not a curated record
CGAACAUCAUUACGUCGGUUGCGAAGAGAGUGCGGGCUUGUGCUAUUCGGCCGGACAGCGUGUGCAUACUAACCAGCAGCUCCAUUUUCUCUUUGCCGCCAUGGCCGCGUCUCCACGCAGACGUCAGCUAUCGCCGCGCAAACGCCUGCCGCCCACACCGUUCAACCAGACCUGGCACGAGACCGACACCGCACACCUCGACCCCAACGCCCUGCCCGUCGCCCGCAUACCCCGAGGCUGGGAGCGCAAGCGCGAAGUGAAGCAGGUCAGCGACGGCAAAUCAAAGAGCAUCUGGCGCAGAUUCAGCGUACGGUCGAGCGUCGCCAACGAGCAGGAAGAAGAGCAGACGGACGAGGAAACCCAUGAUGCGCACUCACGCGCAGUCAAGAGACGGCAGAGGAUGAGCCCGAAGGCUAUGGAGAAGAUGCACGGCACCAAGCGCGUCUUCAAAGGGACGCGCUGGGAGAGCGGAAAGAGCACACUGCCCCGCAAGAGGUCUGCACAUGCCGAUAAGGCCUUGCACGAAGACCAGAGCGAGAGCGACGACACGCCAGACGCCACAGACGCAGACGCAGACGCAGACAUGAGCCACGAGGGCGUGGACGUGGGCGUGCCACACCAGCCAUCGUCAUUCACAUUUGCCAUAGACACGGCCCAGACGGUGGACGAGCUGCCGGACUACGAGAGCCUCGACGAGCAAGACGACGAGCGAGAAGAUGAGCAGAAGCUUGGCAACAUCCUGCCGGAGGACUCGACAUUUGCGCUUAUCUUCAGAUCGCCUGUCAAGCGCUCCUCGAAAGUCCAGUCAGCAUCGCCGGCGAAGGUUGCGUACCCCGAGCUGCCACACAACGUUGACGAGGAGACGCGAUCAGAUACAUCAACCGAGCAGGUCGAAGGAGAAGAUAUUACCGUAACGGGGCCGAACCUCGACAGCGCUUUCGCUGAGGUCAUUGCCAACGUGCCCGCUGCCACGCCAUACGUAGUCGAGAACACAGUCAACGAGUCUCAAGGAGAAGACCACAUUGCUAAAAACCCCACGUUGGAACCUGGUACCGCAGCGACAGACUCUCCUGAGCUAUCGACUGCACCAAUGACUGACGCUCAACUGGAGGAUGCAAAGCAUAUUGCCUAUCCUCGAAUGCCGACACAAGCGUCUCCAGAGAACAAGACUGAUAAUGCACAGAUCGCGAUGGAUGCCAGUGAAGACGAAGAAGAGGAUGCUGACAUGUCUGAGGUCGAUCUGGGUGCGUUCAGAAGUUCGAUAAGGCCGAGAGAGAGUGACAGCGGCGAUCUGAAGGAUGACGGGUCAGAAGAAGUUACCGAGGCAUCACUGCAAAUGGACAUCCAGGGGGAGUACGAGCUGGAAGGCGAGCUUGCCUCACAGCCACCAACACCAAAACCCGCCGCGAGUGGAACGCACAACAUCGCCGACGGCCUGACGAUUUCCAUCACACCAGCAAGAAUACCUUCCCGAGAACAUACGCCAAAGAAGCUGCACUCCCCGCCACCGCCCCUACGCAUCGACUCUGGCCCUGACGAUGCGACAAUGACUCUCGCCAUCGACGACGACGCCGCCAUCUUGAAAAGCUUCCUCAGCCGGGCAGCCGCCAGCAAGGCCGAAAGGUCUGCAAUCAUCACGAGGCGGUCGUCGCUGGAGAACAGACGAGACUCGGACGUCGUGCGUCACGCCCUGGCGUCUCCACGCAAAGCUCUCGAAGAGAUGGAUCCCAACUCGCCCACUAAAAUUGACAGCGAGUCUGCCUUUCAUCUGAUCGAGUCGCUAGUACAGCAAGUUGAGGUUGAGGAAUCCAUGUCUCCCUCGCUGGAACAACCUGAGGGCGAGGAAAUUGCAGAAAAGGCUGAACGGGCCUCGCGACGCUCGUCUCGUGCAAAGAAGUCGCGCCUCCCAGCGCCAGCCACAGCCGCGCCAGGUUCUACCACGAACAAGAUUGCGAUUCGCCGCGCUGAUGGCAGCGAUCCAGUCGUCCUCAAGAAGACUGAUGCACAAGAACUGGCCUUCAUCACCCGGAACAACACGCGGAAGAACAAACAGGGAGCUUUCAUGGUCAGCCUGCGCCUGCUUAAAAUCCAGGCCGACGCCAUUCUGUCUCCGCCCGCCGAACUUGACGCAGAGAAGCCACCUGUGCCCGGGAGGAGAGGGAUCAGAUGGGACGAGACAUUGGCCUACUACCAGGAGCACGCAGAUACCAUCGCCUCACAGCAAGCCGAAGCGGAGAGUCUGGCUACUCCAGACGAGCUCAGUCUUGCCGGGCCAGUGGCCACGAAGAAGCCCAAGGCGAAAACAAAUACCGACAAUAAACUGGCGCCAAAGGUCCGCCGUGUCAAAGGACUCGGCACAGCGAAUGGAACACCUGGCAAAGGGUUGUUGGCAAGUUGCUCUCUCCUCCCAGACGCUGUGCAAGAAGAGAAAGCUGCUGUGUCCCAGCCCAUACCCGCACCCGCAGCGAAGGGCAUACCCAAGCCCAAAGUCACCAAGAAGCUGCCCGUACCUUCCCCACCCACAGAACCGAAGCCACCAGCGCCCGAGACUGCAUCUGUUGGGCUCGAGCCAGUCAAAGAGCGCAAGAGUCGCAUCGCUCCGCCGAAGAGCGUCAAGCUGCCAAAGCCCGUUUCUGCGUCGUCGACGAGCGCGGCCCCGGUCCCUGCGGCCGAGAAGGAGAACAAGAGGACAGGCAUCAGUGGUGCGACGCCGAGGAAGGGUAUACCUGCGCCGCGCAUCAUGGCGCCAAAGAUGGCCUCAUCGGCGCCGGCGGCGACUGUGGGUGUCGAGAGCGCACUGCCUCGACGGAGAGGGCGGAAGGUCUGAAACAGCGAACGAACGUUGAGGGCAUGUUGUGAUGAUGUGAUGACUUGGGCGCUUGCAUGUUUUGCACAUUUCUGGAGUUCUAUACCUUUUAAGCAUUUAAGUCGGCGGCUAUUCAGAGGCGCAUGGUUCACAGCGGUGGAUGGACCUGGCAUAGUUAGGUCAAU